AUGGCUUCCAUUCUUGGAACAUUUUCCGUUCUCAAGGAUCAUCUCAAGUUGAAAUAUACCGAGGACAACGCGGUGAUCGACAAUAUUGUUUUUAGGCUUCACUAUCGUGCUACUUUUUUAAUACUUGUUAGUGGUUCCUUACUUGUAUCUGCACGGCAAUUUUUUGGCGAACAUAUUAAAUGUAUUAUUGACAAAGGAUCGCUACCGAGCAAUGUGGUGGAUACGUUUUGUUUUUUCACGUCGACGUACACUGUUUCUAAACACAUGAAUAAGACACUAGUCGAACUGGGACACAUACCUCACCCAGGUGUUGGACCAUUCACCAAAGACGAUGAAAUCACGCACCACGUUUAUUAUCAGUGGGUUCCGUUUGUGCUGUUUUUUCAAGCGCUGCUUUUUUAUAUUCCGCGUUAUCUUUGGAGAAACGCAGAAGGUGGUAGAAUGAAGGCAUUGGUCUCAGGUCUCCAUCUGGCGACUUUAGCCCUCCACGAGGAGAAAACACAGCUAGAAGGCGGAAGAACAAUACCCUCAAAACGGGACCGGGACGAGAAAAUCCAGCAAAUAAGAAACGCAUUUUUAAACCGGCUGCACAUAAACCGCCCCUGGGCGUACUACAUGAGUUUUUGCGAGUUAAUAAAUUUCACGAACGUACUCGUGCAAAUUUACAUAACGGAUGCAUUUCUGGGUGGCGCAUUCCUGGAUCUAGGUCUCACGACGACACAAUUCGAACACUCGCCGGGUGAUAAAAUGACACCGCUCGAUAUUGUAUUUCCCAAGGUAACAAAGUGUACAUUUCACAAAUACGGUCCCUCCGGAACGAUCCAGCAACACGACGCACUCUGCGUUAUGGCACUCAACAUCAUUAAUGAAAAAAUCUACAUUUUUCUAUGGUUUUGGUUCAUCAUAUUGGCUAUCGUCACGGGCCUUGGCCUCGUCUGGCGGAUGCUAACCAUGUUAUUACACUCAAGAAGCAUCGCGUUCAAUCGCUACAUAUUUUCCGUAGCCUGUCCCGGAAAGUACAACCCCUGGAAUGUUCUGAAACUAACCCACGAUUACUAUUACGGAGACUGGCUCUUCCUCUACUACCUUGCUAAAAAUUUGGACAAUUAUGUCUUCAAAGAACUCCUAGAAAAGUUGGCUUACGAUUUGGAAGAAAGAAAAGCUGAACGGUUAAGACAGUUGAAGAGUUUGUCGCCUGAAAAUGAACCUCUUAAACAGGCUUGA
Molecule: messenger RNA, 1224 nt
Organism: Cotesia congregata
Lineage: Eukaryota; Metazoa; Arthropoda; Insecta; Hymenoptera; Braconidae
Source: the annotation of a GenBank genome assembly